AUGUUCUUGUCCGCGUUCAGUCCUACUGUCUCUGAGCUCUCACUUGCUCCGGACGACGAAGGUGCGCUCGUAGCUGGGUACACCUUGGGUCCCAUCGUCGGCCGUGGCGGUUUCUCCAUCAUCCGCACCGCAUCUUCAACGCAGGGCGGGACUGUCGCUGUCAAAAUUGUCCGACAUUCGGAUCUUGACAAGCAGCCUGACCCCGCCUUGGCGCGCAAGAGCUUGGAACGGGAAGCACAGGUGUGGGCUUCUCUCAAUCACGAACACAUCCUCCCGCUCUUCACCGUCAACCAUACCCCGUACGCCGACUUCUUUUUCACCGCGUACUGUCCUGCAGGGAGUCUCUUUGACAUUCUCAAGCGGGACGGGCGGCCGGCGCUGCCGCAAGACGACGCGGGCAUGAUGUUCAGGCAGGUGGUGCGGGGGUUGCGGUACAUGCACGAGGUGGCGGGGUUCGUGCACGGGGACCUGAAGUUGGAGAAUGUGCUUGUAGACGAGAUGGGUGUCUGUAAAAUCGGCGACUUCGGAAUGGCACGAAAGAUCGGCGAGACCGACGACGACGACGUCGAGCCCGACGCCGGUGACGGCGUUACCAGAACGCGCACGCUCUCCCAAGCCCACCCGCCAUCGUCCGCACACACUCACCGAUCGCUUGGUAGGUCUGCGACGGGGAAGCUCCCCCCGCACCUUUCCCUCAGACUGCGCCAGGGGCUCCCGACGCGCCAUCGCACCUCGAGUCCUUACCCCGCAUCGGGUUCCCCAACACCGCUUCCGAACCGGGGUUUCGCCCCCGGGUCGCUGCCGUACGCUGCCCCUGAACUGUUACUUUCGCCAAGUAGCACUACCCCAUACGCCGCCCACCCUGCACAAGAUAUAUGGGCGCUAGGCGUGAUGCUAUUCGCCCUGCUCACCGGGAAGCUGCCCUUCUCCGAUUCGUUCGAGCCUCGGCUACAGAUGAAGAUUCUCCAUGGCGCGUUUGAGAUGCCGCAGGGCAUCGGACGCUGUGCUGAACAGGCCCUGCGCGGGUGCAUCGAGCGUUCGGUGCCGAACCGGUGGACUGUCGCCAUGGUCGACGAGGUUGCGUGGGGCAUCGGC
This is a messenger RNA of Dichomitus squalens LYAD-421 SS1, 1095 nucleotides long. Its product is annotated as kinase-like protein. Gene Ontology annotation, cellular component: cytoplasm. The annotation marks the transcript as partial. The record is from RefSeq and is a predicted model, not a curated record. Lineage: Eukaryota; Fungi; Basidiomycota; Agaricomycetes; Polyporales; Polyporaceae. Gene Ontology annotation, biological process: intracellular signal transduction; protein phosphorylation; microtubule cytoskeleton organization. Gene Ontology annotation, molecular function: protein serine/threonine kinase activity; ATP binding; tau-protein kinase activity. The transcript has 2 exons.